This is a messenger RNA of Loa loa (African eye worm), 749 nucleotides long. RefSeq lists its product as hypothetical. The record is from RefSeq and is a predicted model, not a curated record. Lineage: Eukaryota; Metazoa; Nematoda; Chromadorea; Rhabditida; Onchocercidae. The annotation marks the transcript as partial. The transcript is spliced from 3 exons.
CUUGUAUCGAUGGUGAAUGUGCAUUGGAAAGCGAUGAUUGUUACGAAGAUCAAUGCUAUGAAAUUGUUGGAGAUUGUGAUGGAGAGAAAAAAUGUGAACAUGACGAUUCCAAAUGUGUUGAUACGGUAAAGAAGACGAAUAUUUGCAUCUGGUUGAAAACACCAGAAGCAAAUAUUGUCACCAUACCACCCAUCACAACAUCUGAUGUCACCUUACUACCCGUUACAACAUCUGAUGUCACCAUACCACCCAUCACAACAUCUGAUGUCACCUUACUACCCGUUACAACAUCUGAUGUCACCAUACCACCCGUCACAACAUCUGAUGUCACCAUACCACCCGUCACAAUACCUGAUGUCACCUUACUACCCGUCACAACACCUGAUGUCACCACGCCAACUAUCACAACACGUGAUGUCACCGUAUUACCCGUUACAACAUCUGGUACUACAAUACCAUCACCAGAAAAUGAUUGUCAAGAUAAGGCAGCAUCUGACAAACCAUCCGAUUGUCCAUUAUAUUCUCACCUUUGUAAUAAUUCAAUUUAUGGUGACCUUAUGAAGGAUCAAUGUCGCAAAACAUGUGGUUUUUGUGAUUCGAAAGUAUCAACAACGACAGCACCAAUUUGUGAAGAUAAGAAGGGAGCUGAUGGGAAAUCAAAUUGCCAAGAUGUAAAAUAUCUUUGUCAUGUACCAUUAUAUAUCUCAUUAAUUUCUAUUCAAUGUCCUCAUACAUGUGGUUUAUGUUAA